AUGUUCUCCUUCUGGUUGUUGCUGGUCCUCUGCCUGGGCCCGGCGUGGGUCGCGCCGGCCCGGAAGGGCCUGGAGUUCCCGCAGUACGACGGCAAGGACCGCGUGGCGGCCGUCAACGACAAGAACUACAAGAAGGCCUUGAAGCAGUACGACAUGCUGUGCCUGUUCUACCACGGGCCUGUGGAGGACAACAAGGAGCAGCAGAAACGGCAGCAGAUGACCGAGCUGGUGCUGGAGCUGGUGGCUCAGGUCAUGGAGGAGAAAGACAUUGGCUUUGGGACGGUCGACUCGCAAAAGGACGCUAAAGUGGCCAAGAAACUAGGCCUGGAAGAGGAAGGCAGCGUCUACAUCUUUAAGGCCGACCGCGUGGUCGAGUUUGACGGCUGGCUCUCCGCCAACACCCUGGUGGAGUUCCUGCUGGACCUACUGGAGGACCCUGUGGAAGUGAUAGACAACGCUCUGGAGCUGAGGGCCUUCGACAGGAUGGAGGAGGACAUCCGCGUCAUCGGUUACUUCAAGGGCGACGAUUCUGAACACUACGACGCCUUCAAGGAGGCCGCUGAGCAGUUCCAACCUUACGUCAGGUUCUUCGCCACUUUUGAUAAAUCGGUGGCUAAAGAGCUGACCCUGAAGCUGAACGAGGUGGACUUCUACGAGCCCUUCAUGGAGGAGCCCGUCACCAUCCCGGGGAAACCCUACUCCGAGGACGACCUGCUCGACUUCAUCAAUGAGCACAGAAGACCCACUUUGAGAAAACUGCGUGCAGAGGACAUGUUUGAAACCUGGGAGGACGAUAUCGAUGGCGUCCACAUUGUUGCUUUUGCAGAGGAAGAGGACCCGGAUGGUUUUGAGUUCUUGGAAAUCCUGAAGGAGGUGGCUCGAGACAACACGCACCUGCCGGAGCUUAGCAUCGUCUGGAUCGACCCCGACGACUUUCCCCUGUUGAUCCCCUACUGGGAGAAAACCUUCAAGGUGGACCUUUUCAGACCGCAGAUCGGCGUGGUCAACGUUACAGACGCCGACAGCGUGUGGAUGCUGAUCGACGACGAAGAGGAUCUUCCCUCGGCUCAGGAGUUGGAGGACUGGAUCCAAGACGUCCUCUCCGGAAAAAUCAACACCGAAGAUGACGACGACGAUGACGACGACGAUGACGAAGAUGAUGAUGACGACGAUGAUGACGAUGAUGACGAUGAGUAA
This is a messenger RNA of Nerophis lumbriciformis (worm pipefish), 1197 nucleotides long. Lineage: Eukaryota; Metazoa; Chordata; Actinopteri; Syngnathiformes; Syngnathidae. The record is from RefSeq and is a predicted model, not a curated record.